UCUUUUUGUCUCCUAUAAAUACCCAAUUCAUCAACAAUCACCAACAAAAAUCAUCAUCUUCUGUUCUUCCCCAGAUUCUACUUCUUUCCUCUCUGGUUCAGUAUCCUAACAAGAAUCUCAGAGAUCUCAAAAGGGGUAAAAGUAAAACUGAAGAUUCAUGGCAAUGGCCAAGGAAUUCUUGGGUUCAUCUUUGAUGGAGAAAUCAUCUUUUGUUUCUCCUGCUUCAGGAGUUUUGUUUAACCAUCGGUUCAAUCAGAAACAGAACAACAAUCUUUCAUUUUCUCCUGUUUUGGUUCCUUUGGAGAAAAGAAGAUUGCAUUCAAGGAAGUCUGCAUCGGUUCCUGUUGCUACCAUUAGUGAGGAUUUGGUUAAGCUUGUCGUACCAGAGAAGCCCGUUAAGUUUAAGGUGAGAGCUGUGGUUACUGUCAGGAGGAAGAACAAGGAAGAUUUGAAGGAGACAAUUGUAAAGCACCUGGACGAUUUUACCGACAAGAUUGGCAGGAAUGUUGCCUUACAGCUUGUUAGCUCCGAAAUCGAUCCAAAAACAAAGGCGCCGAAGAAGAGCACACAAGCCGCUCUGAAUUGGUCGAAGAAAUCAAAGGUUCGAGCGGAAAGAGUUCAUUACACAGCAGAACUGACAGUGGACUCGAAUUUUGGGGAGCCAGGUGCCAUAACAGUGAGCAACAAGCAUCAGAACGAAUUCUUCUUGGAGACCAUCACUAUCGAAGGAUUUGCUUGUGGUCCUGUUCAUUUUGUCUGCAACUCCUGGGUUCAAUCUAAGAAAGAUCAUCCAGGAAACAGGAUCUUUUUCUCUAAUAAGCCAUAUUUACCAUCUGAGACACCAACUGGACUGAGAGAGUUGAGAGAGAAGGAACUGAAGGAGCUAAGAGGAAAUGGGAAAGGGACUAGAAAAGCAUCUGAUAGAGUAUAUGAUUAUGAUACCUACAACGACCUGGGAAAUCCAGAUAAGGGUAUUGAUUUCGCAAGGAUAACCCUUGGAGGUGAAGAAAUCCCUUAUCCCAGACGAUGCCGAACAGGGCGCCCUCCCACUGAUACUGACAUGAAAGCAGAGAGCAGGAUUGAGAAGCCAUUUCCGAUAUAUGUGCCCAGAGACGAGGCAUUUGAGGAAUCGAAACAGAACACAUUCGCUGCUGGACGCCUUAAAGCUGUGCUCCAUAACUUGAUACCUUCUCUAAUAACAAGUCUCUCUGCGGACAACCAUGACUUCAAGGGUUUCGCCGACGUCGAUAGUCUUUACAAAGAAGGGCUACGCCUUAAAGUAGGAUUACAGGAUGGGCUCCUAAAGAAGCUGCCAUUGCCUCAAGUUAUGAGCCAGGGACUUCUCAGAUACGAUACUCCGAGGAUUCUCACCAAGGACAAGUUCGCUUGGCUACGUGACGACGAAUUCGCUCGUCAAGCAAUGGCUGGAAUUAACCCCGUUAACAUUGAGAGGCUCGAGGUCUUUCCACCGGUAAGCAAGCUGGACCCAGCAAUCCACGGCCCACCAGAGUCAGCGAUUAAAGAAGAACACAUCGUGGGCCAUAUCGAGGGCAUGUCUGUGCCACAGGCACUGGAGGAAAAGAGGCUGUUUAUGCUAGACUUCCAUGACAUCUACCUCCCAUUUUUGGACAAAAUCAAUGCCUUGGACGGGAGAAAGGCAUACGCCACUCGUACGCUCUUCUUCUUGACGCGACUCGGGACUCUCAAGCCGAUCGCUAUCGAGCUCAGCCUCCCAUUCACGGCCUCUACCUCUUCUUCAUCCUCGAAGAGGGUUCUCACUCCUCCAGUGGAUGCCACUUCCAACUGGAUCUGGCAACUCGGCAAGGCCCACGUCUGCUCCAACGACGCAGGGGUUCACCAAUUGGUUAACCACUGGUUACGCACUCACGCCUGCAUGGAGCCCUUCAUAUUAGCUGCACACAGGCAGCUAAGUGAGAUGCACCCAAUCUUCAAACUACUGGAUCCUCACAUGAGAUACACCCUUGAGAUCAACGCCCUCGCACGCCAAACCCUCAUCAGCGCCGGCGGUGUCAUCGAGUCUUGCUUCACUCCUGGCCAAUACUGUAUGGAGAUGAGCGCCGCUGCCUACCGCGAUUUCUGGCGUUUCGAUCUUGAAGGCCUCCCCGCCGAUCUCCUCCGAAGAGGAAUGGCAGUGGAAGACCCCACGAAGCCUCACGGACUAAAAUUGGUCAUUGAAGAUUACCCUUACGCGAACGAUGGUCUGCUCAUCUGGUCUGCGAUCGAGUCUUGGGUUCGAACCUAUGUGAACCGGUACUACCCUGACUCGAGCCUAAUCCGGUCUGACAUUGAACUUCAAUCCUGGUACAGCGAAGCCGUCAAUGUCGGACAUGCCAAUCUCCGCCACCAGAACUGGUGGCCCAACCUUACCAAUACGGAGGAACUCACCUCCAUCCUUACAACCCUCAUCUGGCUCGCCUCCGCUCAACAUGCGGCCCUUAAUUUCGGCCAAUACCCUUACGGAGGUUACGUACCGAACCGGCCUCCAUUGAUGCGGCGGUUGAUACCAGUACAAGGUGACUCGGAUUAUGACUACUUUAUGGCUGACCCACAGAGAUUCUUUUUUUCUGCCCUCCCGAGUUUGCUACAAUCGACUCAGUUCAUGGCCGUGGUGGACACGCUAUCGACUCACUCACCUGACGAGGAGUAUAUCGGGGAGCGACAACAGCCGUCCAUCUGGUCAGGGGAUGCUGACAUCGUAGAAGCAUUCUAUGGGUUCUCGGCAGAGAUGCAACGGGUAGAGAAGGAGAUAGAGAAGAGGAAUAAGGAUCCGAGUCUGAGGAAUCGGUGUGGGGCUGGGGUAUUGCCUUACGAGUUGCUUGCGCCAAGCUCCGAGCCUGGGGUCACUUGUAGAGGAGUUCCUAACAGCGUUUCUAUAUGAGAUAUAUUCUUUCACUAUUUAUAAUGCGCUUGCUUUGGUACAGUGUUUCGCUAGGUACUAGAAAGCGCCCCUGUGCGCUUUGUAAAUGUAGUAAGUGUAAUUAAUUUUUGGGACAAAGAGAGAGAUUGUAAUAGAUUUCAUUUCCCAUGAGGGAACGAUGUAUUAAUGUGCCAAAUUACUAAUGAAUUAAUACUAGUAGAAUUUCUUA
This is a messenger RNA of Macadamia integrifolia, 3107 nucleotides long. RefSeq names its product linoleate 13S-lipoxygenase 3-1, chloroplastic. The transcript has 8 exons. Lineage: Eukaryota; Viridiplantae; Streptophyta; Magnoliopsida; Proteales; Proteaceae. The coding region runs from base 158 to 2899 and encodes 913 amino acids. Gene Ontology annotation, molecular function: protein binding; oxidoreductase activity, acting on single donors with incorporation of molecular oxygen, incorporation of two atoms of oxygen; metal ion binding. The record is from RefSeq and is a predicted model, not a curated record. Gene Ontology annotation, biological process: lipid oxidation.